Messenger RNA from Orbicella faveolata, 2544 nucleotides. Its product is annotated as N-acetyllactosaminide beta-1,6-N-acetylglucosaminyl-transferase-like. Gene Ontology annotation, cellular component: membrane. Lineage: Eukaryota; Metazoa; Cnidaria; Anthozoa; Scleractinia; Merulinidae. Gene Ontology annotation, molecular function: acetylglucosaminyltransferase activity. The record is from RefSeq and is a predicted model, not a curated record.
ACGUGAUGCCCGGUAAGGCCUGUCGGUUUUUGUGUUGCGAAUAUUUUUGUGGCGACGAUCGUCAUAUUGAAAAGAUAUAUUUAAUUGGGUCAAUGAGUAGAGAUAUUUUCAAGUGGAUUAGCAGUUUAAGAAUAUGUAUUGUUACUUGGAGAUGAAAACUGUUCAGCUGCCGAAAAUCGGAGUAAGCUAACAGUCUCUUCAAGCUGUGCGAUAUUAGCCAACUCAGAAAUAAGGUACUAAUUCUGUAAGAACUGCAGGAUGAGAAGAAACAGAACCAAAGGGAUAGUGACCUGGCUUUUUCUUACUGUGGUGGCAACAUAUUCUUUGUGCUUGUUAAUGUGCCAGUAUUACAAGUAUAUCAAAAAGGAUCCAACAACAUGGUCAGAAUGUCAGGAGAUCAUUAAAGAAAGUUUUCUCUCAUCACUCCUACAAGACAGGAUAUGUAGCAAUGAAAAACCCAGCGAUGAGGACGUGUUUUCAAAAUACAAAGGAAAGGAUUGUGAUUUAGUGAGAAGGGAACUUUUUCCACACCCUACCCCCACACAAGAAGAGAGGAACUUCCCCAUUGCUUAUGCAGUGGUUUUAUUCAAAUCUGCAAACUUGGCAGAGAAAGUUUUACAAUCUGUAUAUAUGCCUCACAAUACCUAUUGUAUCCACGUGGAUGUAAAAUCGUCAGAUACUUUUCGCAAUGCAAUGAAGGCUAUGACUGAUUGCUUAGAUAAUGUCUUCUUUACCAGUAAACGAGUUGAUCUCGUAUGGGCCCAUGUUAGUACACUUUACGCUCAGCGCAACUGUUUAAGAGAGCUAAUGGAGAGCCCAGUUAAGUGGAAAUAUUUUAUGCACAUUUCAGGGCAGGAAUUACCCCUUUAUACAAAUGCUGAAAUUGUUCAUGCAUUGGCAAUGCUGAAUGGGUUUAACAACAUCGAAAGCUUUGCUAUUCCGCCAAACAACUGGGGCCGAAUGCAGUAUUCUCAUGAGUUAAUGAAAGUGAAAGGCCGAGAAUUUCAUAGAAGCUACAUAAUGAUAAGAACAGAGGUGACCAAACAGCCACCACCUUGGAGUAUUAACCUUCAAAAAGGCUCCAACUUUGUCGCCAUUACAAGAGAAGCAGCUAACUACAUUCUACACAACCAGGUGGCGAUAGACUUUUUAGACUGGCUAAAUGACACUGCUAAACCUGAUGAGACAUUCUAUUCAUCUCUCCAACAACAUCCGGGAUUCCCAGGUGGUAUCCAUGGUGAUCAGCCUGAGUGGAUUCUGCGUGCAGUGAGUUGGCAGAUGGAGAACACGUGUUAUGGCAGGUGGAUCCGGGGUGUGUGUUGGGUCACAAUGCGUGAUCUAAUCUGGAUUCUGGGUUCAACUAUGCGGCAGAAGCUUUUCGUAACAAAGAUUCCGUUUGAGUAUCGAGAUGAUCUCCUCAAGUGUUUGUCCAUAGCGAGAAGGACAAGGAAAUAUGGCCAGGAUGUAUUCCGUGUUUCUGGAGUGUUAUAAGGACACCAUGAGGAUAAAUGCUAAAGCUAAACUUCCACGUGGACCACAGGCUCACUUAGCUGGAGUUUAUUCUGGAUUCCUUGGCAUGAAGCCAACAGGAGCAUUGCUACUCCUGGAUGGGAUGCUAGUCCAUCAUAGGUUUUUAAGCUAAAACCAUUUACAAGUCUGGUUUUACUGACAGCAUAUGCUUACUAGUACACAUUUACACUUCUGGGUGGAGAACAACAUUGGAUGUUUUCCAUUAUGUUAGACCGACUGGUUAGAGACCAGUGGGAUUGAGGUGGGGUACACCCAAAAUACGGACAUUUUUGCAAAAAUUCUCACUCCCAGGAUUUAAUUUCAAACCUUGGAAAACUGUAUAUCCCUGUAAAGCUUAUGGAUCAAAGGUUCUGAAAAAAAGUGUUUUAGGUCUCAAAUCUUAAUGAAACAUUAGUCUUUUCAGGUGCAAAUGACAUUAAUCUCUUUUUAAUGAUAUUCAACUGAAAGGAAUGGCUUUAACCAUUUUCCAUUCAUUUUCCCAAUCCCCCACAUUGUGAGAAUCUACUAGAGAGAAGUAGGACAACAAACCGAUUUGUUAAAACAUAAUGGAAGAUUUAGGUUUGACAAGUCAGACCAAUAAAAGUGGAGCACCACUGGAGGUGGUCCACUUUAAUGAACUGUACCAGACCAAAACAGACCUUUCCAUUUGGCUUUCCAUUUGACUUUCAACCGGCAUAAUGGAAUUAAGCACCCAAUUGGGUCUGUGAGAGUUAAGUGUCAUGCCCUGAGAGACGAUACUGGAACCUGUUACCUGUUAAAACUUAAUUUGCUGUCAGAACAACACUUUCAAACCUUGUCCUAAAAUCUACUUUGUACAUUUAUUUAUUUAUUUAUUUAUUAUUUAUUUGUUUUAUUUAUUUUAUUUAGCUCUGCUCUCCUUGAUUUGUUCAGGAGUAACUUAAUGUAACUGUAGGCUAACUCGAAAACUUCCCAGUUAUUUAACCUCCAGGCUCAAUAUUUGUACUUUUUUUUAGUUUGUGUGUGUGUUAGUUAUAUAUAUUUAUAAUAUAAAUA